AGGAACGAGCCUGCCUAUCUUUGAUGUCACAUAAUCUUGGCCAUUCUGGUCCAACUUGUCCCACCACUUUUGGAGCUCGGUCUUGGGAGUGGAAAUGAGCUGAAUUUCAGUCUUCUUCGUUGUAUUUAGAAAAGGGCCCAGUAUAAAUUGUGUCGGAUGGCGACCCUAGACACGAAGCUAUCGUGUGAAUGCUUACUUUUUACGAUCUGUGAUUCUCAAUUUCAAGAUUCGCAACUCCUAUAAAUAGCAAGGGCCCAGUUUCUAAGGUAAGGGCAUAUUCUAAUCUCUCCUCCUCUUCUUCUUCUUCUUCUUGUUCUUCUUGAGGAAGCCAUGGAGUCCCCUAAAAAGUCUAACAAGAUCAGCGAAGUGGUUCGACUCCGGCAGCUCCUCAAGAAGUGGAGGAACUUCGCAAAUUCGUCAAGAACUGUCACAACCGCCCCUACCAUGAGCCCAAAUCGCGGCGGCAUUCACAAGAGCAUAAGCUUCCUCAAAAGAACGAUCUCUUCUCUAUCAUCAGACGGCGACGACAGCACCAACAACAAGAAGCACAGCAGCGGCAAAGGCAACGUUGUCCCGAAAGGCCACCUCGCAGUCUGCAUCGGGGAAGAGCUCGAGAGGUUUGUCAUCCCAAUAUACUACUUGGGCCAACCGGCGUUCGGGUUCUUGCUGCGAGAGGCCGAGGAGGCGUUCGGGUUUCAGCAGACAGGUGUCCUGCGAAUCCCAUGUGAAGUUUCGGUGUUCCAAAGUGUUCUAGCGAUGGUGGAGGGGAAGAAGAAGGCGGUCAAGAAUGGCGGUUUGAUGGUGAAAGAACAGUGCAGGAUCAGUGCAGACGAGACGUUUGGAUGUCUCUUUUUAGACGGUGGUGAGAUGGGUUAUAGUCAUCUUGAUCACUCUCGCCAUCAUCCUUGGAGCCCUAUAUACAGCUGAAUUAUCUUAUCCUUCCCGUUCUUACUUAGGUCUUACAUGUUAUACCGGAGAUGUUGCUUCAUAAGUGAUGUAGGCUGUACUGUACAUUCUAUGUCAAUUGACACA
Syzygium oleosum is the source of this 1032-nucleotide messenger RNA. Its product is annotated as protein SMALL AUXIN UP-REGULATED RNA 16-like. The coding region runs from base 331 to 927 and encodes 198 amino acids. The record is from RefSeq and is a predicted model, not a curated record. Lineage: Eukaryota; Viridiplantae; Streptophyta; Magnoliopsida; Myrtales; Myrtaceae. The transcript has a single exon. Gene Ontology annotation, biological process: response to auxin.